AUGUACGUCCCAUCCUCUCCGUUGUCCCUUCACUCUCCCUGUCUCACUGUACCCUGCUCCCACGCUACCGCUGCAUUGGCACCCAAACCGUCCACCUCCCUCCUGGGCCACGCAACGCCCCUCCUCCACGCCUCAGUCUUCAAGACCGCGCAGUACUCCCCGCUCCCGCCUGCGAACGCAGCAAUCGAGACGGUGAAGAGGGCGGAGGACAGCUCAUCUUAA
Molecule: messenger RNA, 222 nt
Organism: Dichomitus squalens LYAD-421 SS1
Lineage: Eukaryota; Fungi; Basidiomycota; Agaricomycetes; Polyporales; Polyporaceae
Exons: 3
Coding region: 1-222 (73 amino acids)
Source: RefSeq, a predicted model, not a curated record